AUGCCAAGUGUUGCUGGUGGCGGACGUUACGGAUGCCGCUCCGCAGUCCGAGGCUUCGACCCUUAUGGCGACCAUGGUCGAUUUAUACACGGGAGCUGGGGCAAAUGGAAUCAAUGUCUCAAUGGCAUUCUGGAGAACAGUGUAACCGAAGCGUUGAGCGGCUGGACUGUACAAGACGCUGUUAUUGUACUUUUUACUGGAAGCGACGCGAGCAAGUUUGCCGCCGCUGGUCGCGACUACACCAAAAACAAAACACACCAAGAGCACGCUCAGAGUACCACGCAACGCCCAUCGACAGCAAGCGUC
This is a messenger RNA of Mesorhabditis spiculigera, 306 nucleotides long. The record is from the annotation of a GenBank genome assembly. NCBI's taxonomy places the organism in Eukaryota, Metazoa, Nematoda, Chromadorea, Rhabditida, Rhabditidae.